AUGCGGUCACAGCUUUUACAUGUGUAUGAUGUUGCAGAGGGGCGAAAAAGAAGACGUGAAAGAAGAGAACAGACCUGUUUUUCUAACCUGUGUGUGUGUCUGUGUGUGUGCGUGUGUGUGUGUGUGUGCGUGCGUGCUUGUAGUCAUAGAGACCUGAAGCCUGAGAACCUGCUCCUGGAUGAGAAGAACAACAUCCGCAUCGCUGACUUCGGCAUGGCCUCCCUACAGGUGGGGGACAGCCUGCUAGAGACCAGCUGUGGAUCUCCUCACUACGCGUGUCCAGAAGUUAUCAGGGGGGAGAAGUAUGACGGUCGCAGGGCAGAUGUGUGGAGCUGUGGCGUCAUCCUCUUUGCACUGCUGGUGGUAAGAUCCUCUUCCUCUCCCUCCGUCUCUUUCUUCCCCUCUAUGUCUCUAGAAGCAAUACAAAAACACUCCUGGUAUCUUGGUGGUCGUAACGAGCCGUGUCCGGAGCAGCCUCCUCCCAGGCGUGUGUGUGUGAAGAGGAUUGUGUCGCUGACCGAGCUGGACCCUGAUGUACUGGACAGCAUGCACUCGCUGGGCUGCUUCAGAGACCGGGGGAAACUGACCCAGGACCUGCAGUGUGAGGAAGACAACCAGGAGAAGAUGAUCUACUACCUCCUCUUGGACAGGAAAGAGCGUUACCCCAGCUGUGAGGACGAAGACCUGCCGCCCAGGAACGAUAUAGGUCUCCCAGCAGAUCCCCCUAGGAAGCGGGUGGACUCUCCCAUGCUGACCCGUCAUGGCCGGUGCCGGCCGGAGAGGAAGAGUYUGGAGGUGCUGAGUGUGACGGAGCAGGGCUCCCCAACACCCACGCGCAGGGCGCUGGACACCUCCGCACACAGCCAGAGGUCUCGUUCAGUCAGUGGAGCUUCAACAGGGCUCUCGUCAAGUCCUCUCAGCAGUCCCAGGAGCCCAGUUUUCACUUUCAGCCAAUCAGAAGUCACCUCCGCCUCCACCACCCACUCCAAAGACCCCAAACCAGGAAGUGCCACCACUCCCCGGCCGUCACAACGGAUGACUGUGCCCGACCCCAAAACCCAGACCCUGCCCUCCAAAGGGCUCUCCGGUCGCACUCACCUCCUAUCCAUGAAGUCACUACCUCUCCAAGCUCCCCCCUCGCCGUCCCCCUCACCCAUUCUCUCCCCCAUCCCUCGCUUCUUCUUUUUCCCCGCCCCCUCUGUCUUUAAGUCGGUCACUAAGAGCGUCUAUCCUAACUCUGCCCCUGUGCCACAGGUCACCCCUCAGGGGUCUCCACUCCCCACCCCCCUAGGCACCCCCGUCCACCACCCCCAGCCCACCCCUCCCUCCUCCUCCUCUUCCUCCUCCUCCUCRCGGGCGGAGGGAGGGGGCGGGGGCGGAUCCCUCUCCCUAACUCCACCCUCCAGCCCCGGAGGCAGCGGGGGGAUGGCCGCCAGUAGCUCCGCCCACUGGAGGACACGCCUCAACUCCUUCAAGAACAACCUGCUGGGUUCGCCACGCUUCCACCGACGCAAACUGCAGGUUCCAACACCGGAGGACAUGUCAAGUCUAACUCCAGAAUCAAGCCCGGAGCUGGCCAAGAAGUCGUGGUUUGGGAACUUCAUCAGCCUGGAAAAGGAGGAACAGAUAUUUGUUGUCAUUAGAGACAAACCGCUUAGUUCCAUCAAAGCUGAUAUAGUCCAUGCCUUCUUGUCUAUCCCGUCCCUGAGUCACAGCGUCAUCUCCCAGACCAGCUUCAGAGCAGAGUAUAAGUCCUCUGGUGGCCCCUCCGUCUUCCAGAAGCCUGUUAAAUUUCAGGUGGACAUCGCCUUCUCUGAGGUAGAGAGGGAGAGAGAGAGGGAGCGAGCCGAGAGGGAAGGAAAGAGGGAAACUGGCAUCUACAGCGUGACGUUCACUCUCAUAUCAGGUCCAAGUCGCAGGUUCAAGAGAGUGGUGGAAACAAUUCAAGCCCAGCUACUUAGUACUCAUGAUCAGCCAUCUGUGCUGGCACUGGCUGAUGAGAAGAAUGGGCAGCUGACCUCGCGUCCGCCCGGCACCCCGACCCGGCAAAACUCCCGACGUUCGGAAGGAGGCGGGGACCGGGGCGAGAAGUGUGAGCGUGAUGAGAAGAAUGGGCAGCUGACCUCGCGUCCGCCCGGCACCCCGACCCGGCAAAACUCCCGACGUUCGGAAGGAGGCGGGGACCGGGGCGAGAAGUGUGAGCGUGGUGACGCAGGGAUAGGGGGCAGCGGGAGCGUGCUUCAGAGGAAGGGCUCGGGCAAAGACAAGACCAGACUCCUUUCCUCCAACGGGACACAGUCUCAGCCCUGA
Molecule: messenger RNA, 2310 nt
Organism: Salvelinus sp. IW2-2015
Lineage: Eukaryota; Metazoa; Chordata; Actinopteri; Salmoniformes; Salmonidae
Source: RefSeq, a predicted model, not a curated record